AUGUGGAAUGGCUCUGGCAAUAACAGACUCCGGCCCAGCCCACCCAUCCUCAAACCAAAUCAGAUGUCAUGGCACCCCCAGUACCGCAGCUCCAAGUUCCGACACGUCUACGGCAAGCCCGCCAGCAAAGAGAACUGCUACGACUCGGUGCCCAUCACGCGCAGUGUCCAUGACAACCACUUCUGUGCCGUGAACCCCCAUUUCAUCGCUGUGGUCACUGAAUGCGCCGGCGGGGGGGCCUUCCUCGUCAUCCCCUUGCACCAGACAGGAAAGUUGGACCCUCACUACCCCAAGGUCUGCGGGCACAGAGGGAACGUCUUGGACAUCAAGUGGAAUCCUUUCAAUGACUUUGAGAUCGCCUCCUGUUCUGAAGAUGCCACGAUUAAGAUCUGGAACAUCCCCAAGCAACUGUUGGCAAGGAACCUCACGACCUACAGGAAGGAGCUGGUGGGUCACGCACGCAGGGUGGGGCUGGUGGAGUGGCACCCCACGGCUGCCAACAUCCUCUUCAGCGCUGGCUAUGACUACAAGGUGAUGGUGUGGAACCUGGACACAAAGGAGUCUGUGGUUGCAAGCCCCGUGAAGACAAUCGCCUGUCACCAAGAUGUGAUCCUCUCCAUGUCCUUCAACACCAACGGCAGCCUGCUGGCCACUACCUGUAAGGACCGCAAGAUUCGCGUUGUCGACCCCCGACUAGGGACUGUCCUCCAGGAAGCCAGCUACAAGGGGCACCGGGCCAACAAAGUGCUGUUCCUGGGAAACCUCAAGAAGCUGCUGUCCACGGGCACAUCCCGAUGGAACAACCGGCAGAUGGCCCUGUGGGACCAGGACAACCUUUCUGUGCCCCUCACAGAGGAGGACCUGGAUGGCUCCUCGGGUGUGCUGUUUCCCUUCUACGACUCAGACACCAGCAUGCUGUACAUUGUGGGGAAGGGAGAUGGGAACAUACGAUACUAUGAGGUGAGCGUUGAGAAGCCUUACCUGAGCUACCUGACUGAGUUCCGCUCCUACAACCCACAGAAAGGGAUCGGUAUCAUGCCAAAGAGAGGUCUCGAUGUGUCUUCCUGUGAGAUCUUCCGCUUCUACAAGCUGAUCACAACCAAAAGCCUCAUUGAGCCCGUGUCCAUGAUUGUACCCCGGAGGUCAGAAUCCUACCAAGAGGACAUCUACCCACCCACGGCAGCUGCUCAGCCCUCCCUGACAGCCCACGAGUGGCUCAGCGGAAUAAACAGAGAGCCCAUCAUGAUGUCCCUUCGACCUGGCUCCGAGCCGCUGGAGCCCCAGCCACUGCCUCUAGAGAAGAAACCUUUCUCCAAAUCUAUGGUCCAAGUUUCACCUGGGCUCUUGGAGCCCAUGGCACAACUGGCCACCAAUGAUGACCGGACACCCCGCUCUCUGCUGGAAGCGAAGACACCAAAGUGGGCCACAGAGCAACGGCUGGAGGAGAAGUCCUGGCUCACCAAUGGCACUGAUAUUUUUGAAUGUCCCCCACCAAAGACAGAAAAUGAGCUGCUGCACAUGUUCUACCGGCAACAGGAGGAGAUCCGGAGGCUCCGGGAGCUGUUGAUGCAGAGGGAGGUCCAGACCAAGCAGCUGGAACUGGAGAUCAAGAACCUGCGGAUGGGCUUAGGACAGUUCUGA
This is a messenger RNA of Arvicola amphibius (Eurasian water vole), 1641 nucleotides long. RefSeq names its product coronin 2A (gene Coro2a). NCBI's taxonomy places the organism in Eukaryota, Metazoa, Chordata, Mammalia, Rodentia, Cricetidae. The transcript is spliced from 12 exons. Gene Ontology annotation, biological process: actin filament organization. Gene Ontology annotation, molecular function: actin filament binding. The record is from RefSeq and is a predicted model, not a curated record. The coding region runs from base 1 to 1641 and encodes 546 amino acids.